This is a messenger RNA of Linum trigynum, 3846 nucleotides long. The record is from the annotation of a GenBank genome assembly. Lineage: Eukaryota; Viridiplantae; Streptophyta; Magnoliopsida; Malpighiales; Linaceae.
UUUUGUUUGCUUAAGUGUUGGGUCGAGCCCAUCGAUAAGGGCCCAUGGACAACUCUCUUGUAGACGGCCCAAUAUCACUUUCAAGCUCACGUAUCAGCCCAUCCGAUUCCUUUUUAUUUACUGAUUAUUAUUUUAUUAUUAACUAAUUAAUAACAGAAAAUUGCUCCGAUCGAAUAACCGCUCUCUCUUUCCCUCUUCUCUUUCUCCCGCCGACGCGGCGACCGUCGUACGUUCUCGCGCUUCUCUCAAAUCACUCGUAUUCGAUUCAAACCCUAACGCAGCCAAUUAACCACUCUAUCACUCGACGGAGACGGAAUAUCCCGACAGCCGGCGCUUCCUAUCCGUCUUCUCUUUCGCGAUUCGGAAUAUCAGCAUUCAGAGAAAAACGCGCGCCCACGUGCAAUAGAUUGACAUUACUGUUCUUGUUGGAACUUUCCUUAUCUCCGGCGUGAAGGCAGAGAAAGAACGAACUUACCUUUUUUCCGUUAGGCGGCGGUUGAAACGUGAAUCGACGUCCCGAGGUUCCGAUCUCAGUCUAGCCCAGGGUGCGCAACUUCCGCACAGGUCGGUUCCUCUCCGUUUCCAAGCUAUAGGCGAACUAGAACUACUAGUUUACGGCGAUUUUGAUCUAAUUACACGGCGGUGCGCCUCUGAUAUGUCGACUAGUGAUCUAGGAGCUUGUUUUGGAAAUGUCCUGUAGUGACGGUUUUGAACUUUCAGAGUAUUUGGUGAAACUCGCUCGGUGGCAUUGUUUGGAAUGUGCUGUGUGUGGAUUCAGGUUACAACAUCGUAGUUGGAAUGGAAGACAUGGAUUUCCUUUCCAUUUUGUGUCUUCUGAAUUUGAGAAUGGUGUUGAAUUGGUGGUGCAGAUGAGUCUCGUGGCCGAUUCUCCGGUGAGCUCAUCUGGCAGUGAUGAUUUUGCUGAAUUCCUUGACGGUCAUCUGGAUGCCGGAUCUGAGAAUGAAGACGACGGAGAAGCUAAAAGGGAGGUUGCUUCUGGUUCUUCAUCCUCCUCUUCGAGCGAGGAAGAAUUCGAAGAUGAUGAUCAACCUGUAAGCAAGAGGACAAAGAUACCAGAGGCGGAGAUAGUGCAAAAUGGAGAUGGUCUUGAGGGGUCAGCUUCCCAUGUUAUCGUAAAGCAGAACUUGGAGACAUCAUCCAGUGCAUCUGUCAGCAAGAAUGAAUGUGCACAUCCAGGGUCUUUUGGUAAAUUGUGCGUACGUUGUGGAGCACAGGUUGAGGUGGCUGGGGUAUCAUUUGGAAACAUACACAAGGAAAUCUUGUUCGGGAAUGCGGAAGUGGCUCGAUGGCGAGAUACUGAUACUAAGAGUGUGUUGUGCCGUCGGAAGCUUUAUUUGGUACUUGAUUUGGAUCAUACAUUGCUAAAUUCUACUCAUCUUAAGCAUAUGGUCCCAGAAGAAGACUAUCUAAAUAAUCAGAUAGACUCCAUACAAGACUGUCAAAAUGGAAGCCUAAUUCGGUUAAGCUUCAUGAACAUGAUGACCAAGCUUAGGCCCUAUGUGCACACUUUUCUGAAGGAAGCUAGUCAAAUGUUCGAGAUGUAUAUAUACACCAUGGGAGACAAGGCUUAUGCACUGGAAAUGGCCAAACUGCUUGACCCGAGAAAUGAAUACUUCCACACCAAAGUGAUUUCUCGCAACGAUGGCGCUCAGAGACAUCAGAAGAGUCUCGAUAUGGUGCUGGGAGAUGAAAGUGCAGUCCUCAUUCUCGAUGAUACCGAACAUGUAUGGCCAAGCCAUAGAGACAACUUGAUACUGAUGGAAAGAUACCAUUUCUUCGCCUCGAGCUGUCAGCAAUUCGGUUUCGGAUGUCAUUCCCUCUCUCAGCUGAAAAGCGACGAGAGUGAACCUGAGGGAGCACUUGCAGCUGUUCUUAGCGUCUUGAGGAGAGUUCACCAUAUCUUCUUCAACGAAUUGGCCGGCCAAACUGGUCGCAGGGACGUGAGACAGGUCCUGAACACUGUUCGUAAAGACGUGCUGAAGGGCUGCAGAAUCGUGUUCAGCAGGGUCUUCCCAUCCAAGUUUCCAGCAGAGAGCCACCCCUUGUGGAAGAUGGCCAUGAAUCUGGGAGCUACAUGCGCCACAGAAGUCGAUCCAACCGUGACCCACGUUGUUGCCAUGGAUCCCGGUACCAAGAAGUCCCGCUGGGCGCUGGAGAACGACAAGUUCCUGGUCCUCCCGCGGUGGAUCGAUGGGGCUAACUACCUCUGGCAGAGGCUGCCGGAGGGGAACUUCCCCGUGAAGAGCAAUGAACCCAAGGCAGAAGCAAAGGUCAAAGAUUCUGUUGUUUAGCGCUUUUAAGUUUAACCCGCUGACUCUUUCAUAGUUCUCACUCCCCUGAUGUGGGAGCCGUCGCCCGAUUGGACGACGCUUCAUCGUUGGAUAGAUGCGGUGACAUUUUAUUUAUAAAUUGUUAUCGCGUCUAUCCAACAAAGAAGAGUGGAUGGAACGCCUGAUCUAACGACUCCCAAACUUACUGUUCGAAUUUGAGCAUCGCCGGAUUGUUUCUUUAGAGAAUAGAGAACUAUUUUGUCUGACCUUUACUCACUGUAGUGAUUUGUCAUUUGUUACUGUAGAAAAUCCAAAUAUAUUGAAGAGAAAGCCUGAGGGUAUUCUGGUUGGUGGGCCGGUAUUGACCUGUUGGUGAAUCAUUCAUACGCGAGAGUUACAGGGCCGUGACCUGGGCCUGGAAAAGCCAGCCUGUUUAGCUACUCAUGGGCUCUCUUAGUGGGAGUAGAGGUUGUGUCGAUACUGGAUAGUGGAUCUCUCAGUGAGAAACUAGGGAUAGCAAUUGGUCGGGUUUUGCCGAAUUUAUGGGUUUAUCUGUGGAAAAAACCUGGGUAAAAUUCACUGGAUUUGAAAAACUCAAAUCUAAUAUAACCCGUUGGGUAUUCGAGGGUUAAUGGGUACUCAUGGGUUUUUGUCGUACAAAAUUUACAAUAACAAGUUUCUAUAAAAUAAAAGUCAAAUAUCAAUCUCUCAAUACAAAUUAUUCAUAAAGAAAUUCUAGAAAAUUCAAGCAAAUCACAAAUUAACCAUAUAAAUUGUUCAACACCAAUCUAGAAAACUAAAGAAAAUUGAAGCAAAUCACAAAUUAUCCAUAAACAACAUGAUUAAUUGAAAACUUAUUCCUCCUUGUCAAUUAAGCUUCUUCACUCUCCACUCGAUAAUAUCAACUUCAUUCUACACAAUUAGACAUAUCUCCACAAACAUAAAGAAGAUUAGUUGUUUAGAAUAUUAAAUAUACCGGGAAAAUUAAUUAUUUCAUUAUAUGGGUGUGGACGGAUACCCUUGGGGCAGGUUUACCUAAACUAAAAUUCAACCCAACCCGGUGAGUAGUGAACGGGUUUAAACCCGAACCCGGCCCAAAUCCUGUCAACACAGAUUUUACUCGCAUUGGCCGGAUUGGGUCGGAUUGAGUACCCGCGAGUUCGGGUUUUAUUGCCAUCACUAUGUGAAACAGUGGAAAGAAAAAUGGUCGGGAAACUAGAUUUAUGUUAUUUCAACUUUCAAGUGUCAAGAUUAGCUGCAUUUUUUAAUUAAAUUACACAUUAACAUUUCAUAUCACAAGCCUUCUCUUGUUGAAAGAAACCCAUAUCACAAGCCUUCUCUUGUUGAAAGAAACUUUGUGCUCGAGUUCAUGGAAUGCUGAUUUCGUGUUUCUUAUCAAGUUCGAGAACUUGUAUAUUCAAUUUUUCUUUUGUUUUAAACAUGUCUAACAUGUUGUUUUCUAUAAUACUCUUUAAAUCUUGUGUUUGUACACGAAAGUUGGUAUCGUACUGAUAUGCGAGGCGAUAUAAUCGAACAAUAAAAGUAUUGAAUAGAU